Molecule: messenger RNA, 2791 nt
Organism: Hyposmocoma kahamanoa
Lineage: Eukaryota; Metazoa; Arthropoda; Insecta; Lepidoptera; Cosmopterigidae
Gene: Gen
Product: flap endonuclease GEN
Exons: 11
Coding region: 186-2459 (757 amino acids)
Molecular function (GO): 5'-flap endonuclease activity; four-way junction DNA binding
Source: RefSeq, a predicted model, not a curated record
CAAUACUCGUUGAAAUCGUUGAACAAUAGACUGCAAAAGCCCUUUAAAUUACGAAGCUUAAAACUUGAUACUGGCGACAUCUUAAAAAGGGCACAGCCACGAAGCAAAAAGAAGAAGUAUUGACACUAAAAAAUGAUUAUAAUUAUUUUUGUUACUGCAUAAAGUGCCUCUUAAAUACACUUAACAUGGGCAUUAAAGGGUUAUGGGGAAUAUUGACUCCAUUCAGUGAGAAGAAAUCAUUACACGAGAUAAGAGGGGAAACUAUUGCAGUUGAUCUUUCAGGAUGGAUUUGUGAUAGCCAAAAUGUUACGGAAUAUUAUAUUCAACCAAAACUUUACUUGAGAAAUUUAUUCUUCAGAACAAUCUACCUUCUCCUAGAAGACAUAACCCCAAUAUUUGUCCUAGAGGGUGAUGCUCCUGAACUGAAAAGGGAUGUGAUGGCGGCUCGGAAUGCUAUGCAGUUCAAGGGUGCAGCUCCUAAAUCUGAUAAGGCUUGUGGUAGGAAACCAGACGUAGCUAGAAAGAGAUUCAAAGGAGUUUUGAAAGAGUGUGAAUCUCUUCUGAAAUGCAUGGGAGUGAGAUGCAUCAAAGGGAGAGGAGAAGCAGAGGCUACAUGUGCUCAGCUGAAUGCUCAAGGUUUGGUUCAUGCAGUAGUGUCUCAAGAUUCAGAUUGCUUCGCGUAUGGUGCUAAACGUGUGUACCGCAACUUCAGUGUAUCUAGCUCCAAGGGUGGUGGCGCUGUGGCCGGUUCAGUAGAUUGCUACGAUGCUGAGAAAUUGUAUAAAAGUAAUGGAUUCGGACGAAAAAAAAUGGUAGCUUUAGCGAUCCUUUGUGGUUGUGACUACGGAAUUGGUGCUUGUGGGUCCUCAAUAAAUACAGUUUUGUCGUUCCUACAUGGCGUUCAUGAGGAUGCUGUCAUUCCAAGACUGCUGACAUGGGUGACAGACCCUGAGGAAUUUGAGAGACAAACAUGUUGGGUGUCAAUACCGGGUCGGUGCGAACGCUGCGGCCACGCGGGUCGCACGCACACGAAAAACGGUUGCCCUGUUUGCGCUACAAACCAUAGUUGCGUUGACAAUGGACAUAAGGCAAAAGUAACAGAAAUAAAACGCGAGCUAUCGCUACGAACGCGGGCUUUGUCCAGUUUUAGUAGUGGUAUGCGAUUCCCUGAACCGAAAGUAAUGAGGGAGUUUCUCGAAAAUCCGCCAGAAAAAAUCGACUUGGAAGCUUUGAAGACUCCAACCCCGAGUUUAAUUCAAUUCGUGAAAUUAAUGUCGUUCAAAUUAGAUUGGUCGCCCAGAUAUUGCGUAGAGAAAUUUUUGCCACUUCUGACUAAAUGGCAUCUUCAAAAACAUGUGCCGUGCAGGACCCUCAAACCGACUAGAAUAAUAAAAAAGCGAACCCCUAGAGGUGUCCCAAGCUUUGAAGUAGUGUGGAGCGAUAUUGAUGGUCAAUACGAAGCGCUGAUCCCCGACAACCAGUUUGAAGAGGGAGAAGAUCCAUCAGCACCAUGGACGUCGAUAGAACGCCAAGAUCUCAUGCGUCAUUACUACCCUAAACUAGUAGAGGCCUAUGAGGAAUCCAUUAAGAAACCUGUUAAAGAAAAGAAAACUAGAGGGAGAAAGAAAAAAGAUAAGAAAGACGAUGUUGAUGUUAAUAAACCGAAGAAAAAGUACAAUGUGAGAGUCAAGAAUAAAAUGGAUAACAAUCGGUCUCAAAAUUCCACAUUGGCGAAUGUCAGUGUUUCCGUUAACAAAUUGAAAAGAAAACUAAAGGCUAGGAAGGGACAGAAAACAAUUGACAGUUUUAUAGCAAAUAAGAGACGCAAAUCUAAUAGAAAAUUGGAAUCAUUGUCCAAAAUGAGUUUUAAAACUUUUUCUGUAAAUUUCGAUUCAUUAAUUUCCGAUGAGGUUGUAAAGAAAUGUAGUGAAGAAAGAAAAGCGAAUAUUCCUGAUGUUGACAGCAACAAAGAAAACCAUGAAAAUAAACACAGACUAAGUAUGUUAAGUACAAUCGAUAAGAAUGAUGAUACAAUUGAUGCAUCUAACAUAGUUGAAUCUAUUUUACACAGAAAUAUUGAAACUAAGUUUGCGCAGUUCAAUAAUCGAAUAUAUAAGCUGGUGUACAAUAAAAACUCAACUCCUAAGAAAAUUAUGAGUAGGAAAAGUCUAACGAGUGUGCGAAUUAAUUGCUCUACACCAACUGAAAGUCCCAUCAGAAAACCCAGUUUAAAAAAUGUUACUGAUGUUUUUAAUCGGUCGUAUGAUAAAAUUAAUGAAAGUUAUAAAAAUAUUCCGAAUUGUUUUGUAAGCAAUACAAGUUAUUUUUUUGAUAAAUUGACUGAUGAACGUGACGCAUUUGAAUUGUCUAUGGAUUACGCGAACAAACAAAAAAGUGCUGUUAUAAGCAUAAAUAGUAAUUGUACAAUAGAUUAUAGUUUACCAGACAUUCAGUUGUAAGACAUACUGUAAGGAAAUUACCAUAGACAUAGAAAAUGCACGUGAAUUUGUUGACAAAUUAAAAUGGAGUAUUCCGAUAUGUUUAUUUCUGUUAUAAAAAUUAAAGUCCGGAUUUGGUGUUAUAAAUGUUCUAAAUACAAUGACGAGCUAUAACAUCUAUGCCUCCAUUUCUGAGCUCCUGAGCUAUGUGCGCGGCGAUAACUGCUUGUAGUCAGUGUCGGUUGCGGUAUGUAUGCUUCACCCAUGCCGUCCGUCUAGUAGCGGUCUUAAACUAAAUGCGUAGGCCACUGAGUGUGCUGUUAUGAACAUUUUACUACGUGCCAAAUAAAAUA